AUGUGUGGUAUCUUCGCUGCCCACGGCCUGGAAAAGCCCUCUCAAGACAGAGCUCGCUGCAUUGCUCUCGCUAAACGUCUCCGACACCGAGGGCCAGAUUGGUCGGGUUGCUAUGUCGGCCAACAGAGCGUCCUCGUACACGAACGAUUGGCCAUUGUCGGUGUUGAAUCCGGCGCUCAACCCCUCGUUAGCGAGGAUGGCAAGCAGAUACUGGCCGUCAAUGGUGAAAUUUACAACCAUGUUGCCCUGCGGGAACACGUUGGAAGGGAUAUCAAGUUCAAAACCAACUCUGACUGCGAAGUCGUCUUGCCCCUGUACAAGAAGUAUGGAACCGAGCUCUGCGGUAUGCUCGAUGGGAUGUUCUCCUUCGUAUUGUUGGAUGAAUCCGUCACGCCCUCCCGAAUUAUUGCCGCCCGGGACCCAAUCGGCAUAACCACGUUGUACCAAGGCUGGAGUUCGCAAAGGCCCGGAGCUGUCUUCUUCGCAUCCGAACUCAAGGCUCUCGUCGACGACUGCGACGAGAUCAUCUCCUUCCCCCCUGGCCAUGUCUACGACAGUGCAGAUAAAACCACCACUCGCUACUACAAACCAUCUUGGUGGAACGGAGACCUUGAUGGUCCCGAGGCCACCAUUCCCACCACCAAAGCAGAUCUCACGUUGAUCCGGGAAACUCUUGAAGCGGCUGUGAGGAAGCGGCUGAUGUCAGAAGUUCCUUACGGCGUGCUGUUGAGCGGUGGUUUGGACAGCAGUUUGAUUGCUGCUGUUGCUGCUCGCGAGACCGAGAAGGUUGCCAAAGCUCAGUAUGAACUCCGCCAGAGGAAACUACAGGAGGCAAGCAGCGGUCCUCCUUCACCCUCCGGCAGCGGCCUGGUUACCGAGGAAGCGACCUUGGCUGCUUGGCCACAACUUCACUCGUUCUCCAUCGGUUUGGAGAACUCCCCCGACCUUCUCGCUGCCCGAAAAGCUGCCCACUUCCUGGGUACCGUCCACCAUGAAUACGUUUUCACCGUCCAGGAGGGAUUAGACGCACUACCUGAAGUCAUCUACCACCUCGAAACCUAUGAUGUCACCACCGUCCGCGCCUCGACGCCAAUGUACCUCCUCAGCCGUAAGAUUAAGGCCAUGGGCGUCAAGAUGGUGUUAAGUGGUGAAGGAAGUGAUGAGAUCUUUGGCGGUUACCUUUACUUCCACGCCGCCCCAGAUGCUCGAUCGACGAUGGCGUGGGGCCUGGAGGCUCGUGUCCCCUUCCUGGACAAGGCCUUCCUUGACGUUGCCAUGAACGUUGAUCCAAAGGAGAAGAUGUUCUCCAAGGGUAGCACACAAGAAGUCGAUGAGGAUGGUUGCCCUCGAAUGGAGAAGUACAUCUUGAGGAAGGCAUUCGAUUGUUCCCCCGAUGGCAAGCCUUACCUCCCCCGGUCGAUUCUCUGGAGACAAAAGGAACAAUUCUCUGAUGGCGUGGGAUACUCGUGGAUCGACGGAAUGAAGCAGCAUGCGGAAGACACUAUCACAGACGAACAGUUCGCCAAGGGCGCUGAGAGAUGGCCAGAAGAUACCCCUGCCACCAAAGAGGCCUACCUCAUCCGACAAAUCUUUGAUGAUUUGUUCCCUUCCCCGGCUGCAGCCAAGACAGCUGUCAGAUGGAUCCCUCGAGGAGAUUGGGGCUGCUCCUCCGAUCCCAGUGGCCGCAGCGUCAGCAUUCACAACGCUGCCUACUCUGUCGAUGACUAAAAUCCGCUAUAACAUUUCAUACUGCUACAAUUUGUAUACCUAUCUAAUUGAAGGAAUAAGUCAACAUGGAAAAGAGAAAGGGAUUAGGGAGAGUGGGUUCACAAUAGUGGGAGGAAGAGUAUUAAUGUGGAAUCAGACGCAGCUACUGGAUUUUGAACACAGAGAAAGCAGCAAGAUUAAAGAGCGAUUGAUAAGGCCCAGAACGAAAGCGAGAAUUAUGGUUCUGGUAUCCCAAAAAGAGCAAAAGAGACAGAAAUCAUGAGAGCCGUAGAGAAUGUAUGCGUAUCAUAAUCGAGAAACGUGAAGGAAAAUCAUAAAAAAAGGAAGGGAAGGGUAUUAGGUGAUACGAGAUGAGGCAGUGGAUAUCUGAGGUAUAGCGUAGUUUGAGGGGGAAAAGACUCGAUAUUCGACGCGGAGAAGUAACAUGAUAACGAGAGCAAAGAGAGCUGAUAUGUUUAGAAGCGAGAGCGAAUACGUCUGUUGGCCAUGGCAUGGCUUCAGGCGUUAGUUGCUCAAGGAAGGGUCUUGAGCAAGCAUCUGUCGAUAGAGGCCUACUCCAGAAUCUUCCGAGGGCGCAGGUGACUUGACAGGUACUGGCGUCUGGGUGCUGGUGUUCGUAUUGUUCACAGUGGUCGCCCUGCUAGCCUGUGACACGUUGCGAACACGUCUCACGACAGCAUUCGGAGGAAGCGUCCUCGUGCUCGUGUCCCAAGCAGGCCGAGUAACGGUCGACUUCGCAUAGUUCGGACCUUCAUCCGCCGAGUGUGCAGCGGUGCUUGUCCCAGGACGUCGAGAAACGGGUGUUGUCGUUCCUGGUCGGCGGCUUGCGGGACGACCAUGGCUAGACCCAUCAGAAACGAG
Coprinopsis cinerea okayama7#130 is the source of this 2589-nucleotide messenger RNA. RefSeq names its product asparagine synthase. The coding region runs from base 1 to 1728 and encodes 575 amino acids. The record is from RefSeq and is a predicted model, not a curated record. The transcript is spliced from 11 exons. Gene Ontology annotation, cellular component: cytosol. Lineage: Eukaryota; Fungi; Basidiomycota; Agaricomycetes; Agaricales; Psathyrellaceae. Gene Ontology annotation, molecular function: asparagine synthase (glutamine-hydrolyzing) activity.